Alligator sinensis (Chinese alligator) is the source of this 1199-nucleotide messenger RNA. Its product is annotated as olfactory receptor 4D9-like. The coding region runs from base 246 to 1199 and encodes 317 amino acids. The record is from RefSeq and is a predicted model, not a curated record. Gene Ontology annotation, cellular component: membrane. Gene Ontology annotation, biological process: G protein-coupled receptor signaling pathway. The transcript is spliced from 2 exons. NCBI's taxonomy places the organism in Eukaryota, Metazoa, Chordata, Crocodylia, Alligatoridae. Gene Ontology annotation, molecular function: olfactory receptor activity; G protein-coupled receptor activity.
UUUCCAGGAGACUUUGGUUUUAUCAGCUGCUGUAAUUCAGGGAUCAGAAAACUUAUAAGGGGAGAAUUUCUAGAGAUAUCUGCUCUUUGGAUCCAAGUACACUUCCCUUGGCUAUCAGGAAAGAUAAAAACAACUCCAAGGUUCUACUUUUCCGGGACAUUCAUAGGCAGUUGCUCUGAGAUUAUGGGCACACAAGUUUGCAUGAGGUACAGAUGGAAUUUAAUAAAUGGAAAAGAAGUUAAUAAAUGGAACAGCAGAACUUUACCCGUACAGUGACAGAAAUUGUUCUUUUGGGACUUACACAGAAUUAUGAACUACAAUAUUUUCUCUUUGGGGUCUUUUUCAUCAUCUAUAUGGCAACGUGCUUGGGAAAUUUUACCAUAAUCAUUAUGGUGAUUUUGAACCACCAGCUUCACACGCCCAUGUACUUCUUGCUUGCCAACCUGGCUUUUCUAGAUGUCACUGACUCUUCAAUCAACACACCUACAUUGUUAUCAAGUCUCCUCUCCCAGCAUAAAAUUAUCUCUUUCAAUGAGUGUAUCCUCCAAAUUUUCUUCUUUCACUUCAUCGGAGGUGCCAUGGGUCUUGUGCUCAUGAUAAUGGCAAUAGAUCGGUAUGUAGCAAUCUAUAAACCCUUGCAAUACUUGACUAUCAUGAACUGGGAUAUAUGCACAGGGCUAGUGGCAGGGGCAUGGUUGGGUGGAAUGGCGCACUCUCUUGUUCAGAUUGCAUUACUCCUCCAGCUACCAUUCUGUGGUCCCAAUGUCUUGGAAAAUUUCUACUGUGAUAUCCCACAGGUCAUCAAGCUAGCUUGUGCUAACACCUACAUUAUGGAGCUGCUGAUGGUUUCCAACAGUGGAUUGCUUCUCAUAAUAACUUUCAUUAUUCUUCUCAUUUCAUACACUGCCCUCUUAUUCAAGAUAAGAAGACAUGUGACACAGGGGAAACACAAAGCCCUGUCUACCUGUGGAGCUCAGAUUACAGUUGUAAACUUAAUUUUCAUACCUAGCAUAUUCAUAUAUGCACGGCCCUUCACAAAAUUCCCCCUAGACCAGUUGGCUGCAGUUGUUUACACAGUGAUCACACCCAUGCUAAACCCAGUGAUCUAUGCACUGAGAAACGCUGAAAUGAAAAAGGUCAUCAGGAGACAGAUCAUUAGAAUGCUGUCCUCAAGGAGGAUACAAAACCACAGAGUAUAG